Messenger RNA from Parastagonospora nodorum SN15, 749 nucleotides. RefSeq lists its product as hypothetical. Gene Ontology annotation, cellular component: U12-type spliceosomal complex; pICln-Sm protein complex; precatalytic spliceosome. NCBI's taxonomy places the organism in Eukaryota, Fungi, Ascomycota, Dothideomycetes, Pleosporales, Phaeosphaeriaceae. Gene Ontology annotation, molecular function: RNA binding. Gene Ontology annotation, biological process: spliceosomal snRNP assembly; RNA processing. The record is from RefSeq and is a predicted model, not a curated record. The transcript is spliced from 4 exons. Bases 218 to 571 code for a protein of 117 amino acids.
GACACGGACCGGAGUAGCGACCUCACUCACUCAUUCGAAGCCGGACGCAUAAUUCCAGAGUCGCGUUCUCAGAUAAAUCACGACCUUUGCCCUUGUUACGAUCGCGCGCGCCAGGCUCGAACGAACUUUUCCGACCAACCUCUCCAAGGCCGCAAGCCCACGCCCAAAGCCCCGGACCCCUCGACUACGCAACUUCAACCUACCCGUUCGAGCGAAAAUGACCAGCACCAUCGGCAUCCCGAUCAAGCUCCUCAAUGAGGCUGCUGGACACAUAAUCACACUUGAAAUUACAUCUGGCGAGGUCUACCGCGGCAAGCUCCUCGAAGCGGAGGACAACAUGAAUGUGCAGCUCAAAGACAUCACGGUCACAGCUCGCGAUGGACGUGUGUCGCAUUUAGAGCAGGUCUACAUCCGGGGCAGCCACGUACGGUACUUCAUUGUACCGGACAUGUUGAGGAACGCGCCUAUGUUUAGGUCGAGAGGUACACGUGGUCGCGGCGUUGGUCUUGCGCGUGGUCGUGCAACUGUGAACAGGGCGCGCGCAAGCACCAGGGGUGGAGGCCGUGGUUGAGCUUGUGUGGACUAAAUCAAAGCAACUACUGAAUGCACCUGAGGUCUCAGAAACUGCGGCUUGCCAAGAGCUAUGCCAUGAGGGUGCUUAGGUACGCUGUCCGCUUUGCUCACUUGGAAAACGCGCUGAAGAACGAUAGCACGGCGUCCAAAAUUGAUGAUGCCUGAAUCCAUGAACC